GAAAUUUCAAGUUCGACGGAGACAAAGGUUGGAAUACGAACAUCACACACAAAUAUUGCGACGACAACGAAAGCAAAACACCCAAGAUGAGUUACGGGGGGUACGACCUGUACAGGUCGAACACGGAUUCGUCGAUCGAAAAGCCGUCAGAGAGGUCAAGAUGGACGCCACUUACUCGCAUGCUACUGUCGGGUGAAAUGACGCAGGAAAGGCAAAAGGAGCUGAGCCCAAGGGAAAAGUUCGACCGAUGGAUGGUCAACGAAGGCUAUCGACGAAUCUUCGUCUUCGUCUUUAUGGUGCUCCAUGCCAUCGUCUUUGCCUUUGGCUUCGUUAACUACGCCGUCAAAGACAACCUACAAAUAGCGCGGGAUACGUUUGGACCGACAUAUAUGAUUGCAAGAUCGGCAGCGCUGGUUCUGCACGUCGAUGUUGCCCUGGUCCUUUUCCCCGUCUGCCGAACGCUCAUCUCCCUCGCAAGACAGACUCCUCUGAACGGCAUCAUCCAAUUCGACAAGAACAUUACCUUCCACAUCACGACAGCAUGGUCCAUCUUCUUCUGGUCGUGGGUACACACCAUUGCCCACUGGAACAACUUUGCCCAGAUUGCAGCCAAGAACAACCUCGGUAUCUACGGCUGGCUGUUGGCCAACUUUGUCUCGGGCCCCGGUUGGACUGGUUAUAUCAUGUUGAUCGCGCUGACAGGUAUGGUGAUCACUUCGGUCGAAAAGACAAGGCGGGCGAACUACGAGCGGUUCUGGUACACGCACCACAUGUUCAUCAUCUUCUUCUUUUUCUGGUCCAUCCACGGUGCCUUCUGCAUGAUCCAGCCCGACUUCGCGCCUUUCUGCAUUUCCGUCGGCACCACGGCCAUCGGUGUGUUCUGGCAGUACUGGAUGUACGGAGGAUUUGCCUAUCUCGCCGAGCGCAUUGCCCGCGAGGUCCGUGGCAAGCACAAGACGUACAUCUCCAAGGUUGUCCAGCACCCCAGCAACGUGUGCGAGAUCCAGAUCAAGAAGGAGAACACCAAGACCCGCGCCGGCCAGUACAUCUUCUUUUGCUGCCCGGCUGUAUCCCUGUGGCAGUACCAUCCCUUCACCCUCACGAGCGCACCAGAGGAGGACUACAUCUCGAUCCACGUACGUGUCGUCGGCGAUUUUACCAGGCAACUUGCCGAGACUUUGGGGUGCGAAUUCGACAACAAGAAGAAGGGAGACACGUCCAAGGUCGUUGGCGUCAGCCAAGAGAACGACGAAGUUGAUCCCGCUCUCCGCCGUGUUCUUCCCCGUGUGUACGUCGAUGGACCGUUCGGCUCCGCCUCCGAAGACGUGUUCAAGUACGAGGUGUCCGUCCUGGUUGGCGCCGGUAUCGGCGUGACCCCCUUCGCCUCCAUCCUCAAGUCGAUCUGGUAUCGCAUGAACUACCCGCAACAAAAGACGCGGCUGAGCAAGGUGUACUUCUUCUGGGUCUGCAGAGAUUUCGGCUCGUUCGAGUGGUUCCGCUCUCUUUUGUUGGCUAUCGAGGCCCAAGAUGUCGACCACCGCAUCGAGAUCCACACGUACCUGACGGCCAAGAUCAAGAUUGACGAUGCGACCAACAUCAUGAUCAAUGAUGCCAACGCCGAUAAGGAUACCAUUACUGGCUUGAGGUCGCCGACGAACUUUGGUCGUCCGAACUGGGAUAUGAUCUUUAGGGGUAUCAGGAAAUUACAUGCUCCGGGCGAGGCGGGUGUGUUCUUCUGCGGUCCCAAGGGACUGGGCAGCUCGCUGCACAUCUUUUGCAACAAGUAUAGUGAGCCUGGUUUCCACUUUGUUUGGGGCAAGGAGAACUUCUAAGACUUCACCCUUGUUUUUGUCCCUCUCACCCUGUUUACUCAACAACCUCACUAUUGAGGCACGAUUUACUAAAUCAUUCCUGCCUUUUAUGCCAUAGUAUAUGAGCAUGUUUGGACGGGGAUGACUGCGAAAUCUGCUAGUUACCUGUUUUACCUCUUUAUGUGCCAGUUAUACCAAUUAUUGUUUCCAGGUAAUGGAGAAGCUCGAGGUAUUUAGGAAAUUCGAUCAAGAGAGUUUGUAUUGUCAAUGUUACAUGAAAAUAGGACUGUUUCUUUGCAAU
Messenger RNA from Neurospora tetrasperma FGSC 2508, 2112 nucleotides. RefSeq lists its product as uncharacterized. Bases 87 to 1832 code for a protein of 581 amino acids. Gene Ontology annotation, cellular component: NADPH oxidase complex; plasma membrane. Gene Ontology annotation, biological process: superoxide anion generation; defense response. NCBI's taxonomy places the organism in Eukaryota, Fungi, Ascomycota, Sordariomycetes, Sordariales, Sordariaceae. The record is from RefSeq and is a predicted model, not a curated record. The transcript has 3 exons. Gene Ontology annotation, molecular function: superoxide-generating NAD(P)H oxidase activity.